Molecule: messenger RNA, 1671 nt
Organism: Aspergillus steynii IBT 23096
Lineage: Eukaryota; Fungi; Ascomycota; Eurotiomycetes; Eurotiales; Aspergillaceae
Product: putative lysophospholipase
Exons: 3
Coding region: 1-1671 (556 amino acids)
Molecular function (GO): protein binding; asparaginase activity
Source: RefSeq, a predicted model, not a curated record
AUGACCACUAUGGACGAAGUCAUCUCAGAGCUGGCUGAGCAGCAGCCGGAAACCUCCGUCCCCGAAUCCCGGGUCCUCAUUAUCAUGACGGGAGGAACGAUUUGCAUGCGACAAUCGCCGUCAGGUUUCAUCCCGGCCAGAGGUUUCCAAGAGCACUGCCUAGCCCGAGUGCCCACGUUCAACGAUGGCUCUCGGUCGACCAAUAUGGACGUGGUCGUAGAUGCAGCCGGAACGGUCAAGGGACAUACAAGCUUGCGCACUCCCCAGACUGCGUACGGCCGACGGGUCCGAUACACGGUCUUCGAAUUCGACGAGCUUCUGGACAGCAGCUCGAUCGACGCCAAAGGUUGGGCGCAGAUCGCAGAAACGGUGAAACUAAACUACAUCCACUUUGACGGCUUCGUCGUGCUCCACGGCACCGACAGUCUGGCAUAUACUUGCUCGGCACUCAGUUUCAUGCUGCAGAACCUCGGAAAGCCGGUGGUUCUGACGGGGUCCCAGGCGCCCAUGCUUGAAUUGCAGAAUGACGCCACGGAUAACCUUCUGGGUUCGCUGGUGGUAGCCAGCCACUUCAUGAUUCCGGAAGUGUGUCUUUACUUCAACAACCGACUCUUCCGUGGAAACCGGGCGUGUAAGGUAUCGGCCAGCGACUUUGCCGCGUUUGCGUCGCCCAAUUGCCCCCCGCUGGCCGUGACGACUUCCAUGCGCACCAACGUCGACUGGGAGCUGGUCAACCGACCCAAUAACAUCGAGCAUUUCAACAUCCAGACCAAUCUGGACACCACCCACGUCGCUUGUCUUCGCAUAUUCCCCGGAAUCAAGCCGGAGAUGGUCGACGCUGUGUUGCGAUUGGAAGGACUCCGUGGUCUAGUGCUGGAGACAUUCGGGGCGGGCAACGCCCCCCACGGACAGGACAAUGCCAUGACCAAGGUGUUUGCCGAUGCUAUCAAGCGAGGCAUCGUCAUUGUCAACGUAACUCAAUGUCUGACUGGCAGUGUGAGCCCGGUCUACGCCACGGGCAUGAGUUUGUCGCGGGCUGGUGUUGUCGCCGGACUUGACAUGACGACGGAGGCCGCGCUGACCAAGUUAGCCUACCUUCUGGCCCUUCCGGAUUCGUCGCCGGAGACCGUGGCCAAGAACAUGUCCAUCUCCCUGCGCGGCGAAUUGAACGAGGUCUCGCAACCGGUGUUCCGUCAUCCGGACGGCGCCCUUCCUGAGCGAGUCCAGGCCCUCACGAUCCUGGGGUACGCGAUCGCGCAAGGCGACCUCGAACGAGUGCAGGAUAUCAUGAAGGUGGAGCACCACUGGAUCCUGAACGACGCCGACUAUUCGGGCAACACUCCGAUCCACCUUGCUGCCUCGUCGCCAUCCCUCCCCAUUCUGCGGUGCCUGCUGCUGCAAGGUGGUUCGGUGCACAUUCGAAACCGGAGCGGUCGCACGCCCUUGUUCCUGGCGGCCAACGCCAACCUCUCGGAGCACGUUCUGCUGCUGCGCAAGUCGGGGGCGCAUUUGCAUUCCGACGAGCGGCCCGCGGCGACGCUGCUUGCGCGACGGAGACCGGGGAUCUGGGGCUUGGCUGGGAUUGGACCUCGGGAGAUCAGUGAGAGGGAGAUGGACGAAGAAGCGGGGGAGCGCCAUCUGCAACGAGCGAUGGCGGGAUCGGCGCCCUGA